Molecule: messenger RNA, 474 nt
Organism: Mercurialis annua (annual mercury)
Lineage: Eukaryota; Viridiplantae; Streptophyta; Magnoliopsida; Malpighiales; Euphorbiaceae
Exons: 1
Coding region: 187-393 (68 amino acids)
Source: RefSeq, a predicted model, not a curated record
AUGAUAACAUCUUUUUCAUUUUUAGCUAAUGGAAUCCUAUUCUCUUCACUCACUCUCUCUCUAAAAAAAGUUUAUAAAUUAUUUUCCCUUCUUUUUUAUAUAUAUACCCUUUUCUCUAUUAUUACAAAUUUAUUAUUAUUCUUCAUCUUAAUUCUCCUCUUUUAUUUUUGUAAAAUUUGAGUAAAAAUGAAUGAUUGGGCUGGUCCUCUGAUAGCAGCUGCACUUUUUGCAUUUUUAUCACCAGGUUUGGUGUUUCAAAUUCCAGGAAAAGAAAGGCCUUUUGAUUUCAUGAACAUGAAGACUAGUAUUGCUUCCAUUUUUGUUCACUUGGUUAUUUAUGGUUUGUUUCUUAUUUUGUUUUUUGUUGUUCUUCAUGUUCAUCUCUAUGUCUAGCUAAUUAAAUUUAAAUCUUUUUUUAUGCUCUAAUCUAUGUAAUUAUUAGUAUGGAUUAUUGUGGUUCAGUUUGUUCUUCUC